AAAGGAUUCGAUAUCGUUAAUUCAUUCGUUGUCGAAAACUCAAUGCUGCUUCGUGAUCUUGUCGGCGGAUUUUGCAGAACGGCCACGGUGAAAAAGGGAAGAGAAAAAAAUGGACAACUCAUGCAAAAGUGAGUUUAAAGAGCUGAACUUGGCAGCCAAGAUAAUUUUGUCAUCAUGGUAUGGCCUUGCAGGUUUAGCGGCCAUUAUUGGUAACGCGAUUGUGUUGUGGUUGGUCGCUCGAAACGAGUCUCUCAGAACAAUUUCCAACUUGUUCCUCGCUUCUUUGGCAGCCGCAGACUUUGUAGUAGGACUUGUAAUAGAUCCAGUCUGGAUUUUCACCAGAUGUGUGGGAUAUGAUGCAAAUAGUCACGUGCAGACGUAUGGUGAAGUUAUCGAUUAUCUCUGGAUCCACACAACAGUGGCCACCACGUUCAACUUAUGCUGUGUUACUAUGGACAGGUAUCUGGCGAUCCUCUAUCCUCUCCGCUACCAAGAUAUUCUCACCAAAAGGAGAUGUUACAUACUCAUUGUCACUAUUUGGUUCAUUUCUUUCAUUCUCCCGUGCUCCAGGUUCUUUGUCAAGGAUGGUUCAGUGUCACUGUGGUUAUCAUUUACAAUCAUCACAGUUCUAAUUCCCAUGAUGAUCAUCAUAUUUUGUUCUGUCAGAAUAUUGAAAGCAGCCGCAGAACAGUCGAAAAAAAUUAGAAAUAACUACACAGUGCAGAGUCAAGAGGCUCUGAGAAGAGGAAGGAGAAACUCAAAGGCGGCUUUGACAAUUGGCAUUGUGGUGGGACUCUUUGUUGUCUGCUGGUUACCAAGUCUAAUCACAUCUUUGGUGAAUUAUUUUACCCCGCAUCACUGUGGCCUGACCAGACAGUUGUUAUACUACACAGUGUGGUUAUCAGUGGAAGCUCUUGCUUUUACUUCGUCAGGAAUUAACCCGUGGGUGUAUUGUUUACGAUAUGACGAAUUCUACAAAGCUCUUACUCGUACUUUUCCUUGCGUUAAAAGACGCAAUUUAGAAGAAGCUCUUUCUCAUCUGAGAGAGAGAAAGCAGAGCGACAUGUAAGGGGCUUAGUCUCAGGUGGCAGUUUACUGUAUUAAAUGCCUUUACCACUCAGGCUUGGACGGUUAAACAAUCUAGAUAAACCUUUUUAAGCGUCAAUCUCGAUUUGAUAAAGAGAUACGGUGUAUCCAAAGCUUUCUCCUAAAGUAUGUGUUUAGAAAAUGAAGU
This is a messenger RNA of Pocillopora verrucosa, 1234 nucleotides long. RefSeq names its product beta-1 adrenergic receptor. Gene Ontology annotation, biological process: G protein-coupled receptor signaling pathway. Lineage: Eukaryota; Metazoa; Cnidaria; Anthozoa; Scleractinia; Pocilloporidae. Gene Ontology annotation, cellular component: membrane. Gene Ontology annotation, molecular function: G protein-coupled receptor activity. The record is from RefSeq and is a predicted model, not a curated record.